UUUUAUUAGAACUAUGCACGCACAUCCAUCAACGACUAUAUAAAAAGAUUUUUUUAAAGGAACGUGAGAAGUUAGUCAGUACCAACGAAAUAAUAUUCUUUCUCAAAAAGUGAAUAAUAAUGAAAAUGUAUUUUGCAUUUUCAGUUUCGAUAUUGUGCGCUCUAUUACUUCCAUAUUACGUUGAAGCAACAGAACUAAAAAUAAAAGGUUGUAACAUAGAAAACUUAGCUCCAGGACAAUUAUCAUUAGACGAAUUAAAUGUAUCCGAUAAAGGAAUAACGAAUUCAAAAUUGACUUUUAAUUCUGAACUGAGUCCGAGUACUGUAGCGGUGCACGUGAUAAUAAACGAUGAAGAUGGCAAUUCAAUGAUGGAACAAAAUGUUGAUUUAUGUAGUAUGAGUUCGAGCGACAUAUUCAAAGGUUAUUUCUUAUCGUUCGAUAACCCUGAUUUUAAUGAAGGAAAUUGUCCAAUACCUGCUGGUACUUAUGGGUCAGGUCAAUUUGAUGUGGAAAUUGAUGAUCCACCUGAAGGAGAAUAUUCGGUUAUUUUCGAAAUAUUAGAUGGGCCAAGUAUGAUAUUCCGUGUACAAUGUAAUGUUGAAAUCGCUUAGUGUAAAAUAUAUAAUUAUUACUUGUAGAAAAUAAUGCAUAAUAACAUUUCAGCUAUAUUAUUAUAGCACGCUUCAUUUUUAAUUAUGUAAUUAUUUACUUA
This is a messenger RNA of Polistes dominula (European paper wasp), 712 nucleotides long. RefSeq lists its product as uncharacterized. The record is from RefSeq and is a predicted model, not a curated record. Lineage: Eukaryota; Metazoa; Arthropoda; Insecta; Hymenoptera; Vespidae.